UGACCUCAUUUUCGUUUGACUGGUUCUCUCAUUUGUUUGUUUAAUGAGGCCAACAUUAGGCUAUUUUUGUUUGAACACCACUUCCAGCAAAGAACGACCCAGACAGGCUGGAGGUCAUGAGGUCUGCUAAUCUGGGGAGAGACAAUGAAUUUAGUUUUUAGGCAGAAACUAUUUAGUUGCUUGCACAUCAUAUUUGCGAAAACGCCUGUCUGCUGCUCCACUUACGCGCCUCCGCUGUGCCUGCAAAACAUCAGAGAGCAAAAGAGCAGAACGCGACUGAGAAGCGCUGAGAUUUCAGGUGGAGAUUAAGUAACCACCUUGGGUUCUCACAGAGCUCCUUCCAUUUACUUCAUCCACCCUGCGCGCAAUGGCACGGAGCGUUCCUCCCGCUGGAGCUGGAAGCUGUGACCGGACAAGUUUUAUGUCAGCGCGGAUAAAGCGGCUCCACGAUGGCAUCUGAUGAAUCCUCCGCUUGGAAACGGUAACAGGCUUGCCAAGUAUCUCACCUCCAAUGUCACCGAAAAAAAUCCAUGGCCAUGUUUAGCAGCACAGAGCGGCUCUGGAACGAGUCGGACCGCCUGGGCUGGGAUGAGAAGAAUGAGAGCUCAGAUGCGUUGGGGAGGGACGAGGGGGAGUGCAACUACUAUGCCAUGCUGUACUCCCUGCUCAUCCUGGCCAUUGUGUUUGGGAACGUGUUGGUAUGUCUGGCCGUGCUGAGGGAGCGCUCGCUGCAGACGACCACAAACUAUCUGGUGGUCAGCUUGGCUGUGGCUGACCUGCUGGUGGCCUCAUUGGUCAUGCCCUGGGCUGUAUACCUGGAGGUGGUCGGCGGCGCCUGGCUUUUCAGCAGGCUCUACUGUAACAUCUUCGUCACGCUGGAUGUCAUGAUGUGCACUGCCAGUAUCCUAAACCUGUGCGCUAUCAGCAUUGACAGGUAUACAGCAGUGGUGAUGCCUGUCUUGUACAACACGACCCAUUGCUCGAGGAAGAGAGUCUUCGCCAUGAUUGCCACAGUGUGGGUUCUGGCAUUCGCAGUCUCCUGCCCCCUGCUGUUCGGCUUUAACACCACGGAUGAUCCUUUGGUGUGCUCCAUUUCUAACCCUGACUUUGUGAUUUACUCAUCCGUGGUUUCCUUCUACCUGCCGUUCAUCGUCACUCUGCUGGUCUAUAUCCGGAUCUACGUCUUUCUCAGGAUGAGACGGAAAAGGACCACCUUUGGACAGGCCAGUGGAAAAGUGCAGCCUGGCUCCACUCAGCCUUCAAUGGAGACCUGUCUGCAGGAAGAAACUCCCAAGGCAAAACAGGAUUUGUCGCCUAUAAGGAUUAAAGUGCAGAGUGUGGAAUCGUCUGGUCCAUCCAAGCCCAAUUUGCUCUCUGGCUGCCUUUGGCGCAAACGCCCAAAGACUGGACCAGUGGAAAACUCAGUGCUGCCCCCAGUGGACUCGCAGAACUACUGCAGUAUCAGCCACGCCUCUUGUGGCCGCACCGAGUUGGAUUUGGAGCAGUACCAAGGAGGGCGGGAUGCAGAGAACAAUGACCAGAUGGACCAUCCUUCUGUCAGGAUGGGGUGCGAGGUGAAGGACCUGUCAAACGGACAGACGCACACGUCACUGCGGCCGAUGUCUCAUUCUUAUACCAGCCAACGAUUCAGGAGCAUGCAUGCAAGAGAGAAAAAGGCAACUCAGAUGUUGGCCAUUGUGCUUGGGGUGUUCCUCAUUUGUUGGCUGCCUUUUUUUGUGACUCAUAUUCUGAACACCCACUGCAGGACAUGCUAUGUACCUCCUAAACUUUACAGUGCUUUCACCUGGCUGGGAUACGUAAACAGCGCCCUCAACCCUGUUAUCUACACCACCUUCAACAUCGAGUUCAGACGAGCCUUCAUCAAAAUCCUCAGUUGCUGAUGGGAACAAAAACAUGUUAGGAGAUUCAAAUGGAAAUCAGGCUGCGUGCUUGUGCAAUAACUCAGGCGUUGCGCAUCUGGUAAACUGUGAUCCCAAGAAAAACAUCCAUGGCGGAAGGCAAACAGCAAAUGAAUGAUGCAGGGAGCAAUAAAUGCAUAUAAAGGUUGGGUUUUUUUCCAGCAAGGCUGGGAUUUUUUUUUUAACAGUAAUAUUCCUUGUACAACAAUGUUACAUGCAUACUGUCUUUUGAAGAGCACAAAGUGUUCUUUUUAUUUUUCGGGGAUUUACAUUGUACAAUAUAUGUAAUUUGCAUUGGCACAGCUUCUCUGUUCAUGACUUUUGGGUCGAUAUAAAUCUAAAAGCUCUUAGAAUCCCAAAUGGAGCUUUAAGGUAGAUAAAUGGAUGUGUGGGGCUCUUCAUCUGAAGGCUCUCUGCCUCCGCAUCGUGUGGAUUAACUGAUGUUACUCACCUCUCUCUCUCACCCCCUCCUUCAUCUCCAUGACCUUCAGGUACUCGCCAGUGCAUGCACAAAUCAAAAUUCACAACUACUUAAGUAUUAGAAGUGUACCCAAAGGACUGUGUUGGCCCUUGCCAAGCCUUGCAAAGUCAUAGAUAUUGACGUGCAGCCAUUGUGCUCAGUGUGAAUUCAUAAAAAUAAAAAAGUUGCAUUUUUGUGUAAAAACCUUUCAUGUUUUUUAAGAGGACUGUAUUAAUUGGUGAUCUCUACAGUGAUGUAAAGCAGCCUGCCAGCUGCUUAAGCAGGACUGCAAACCGGGAGCAGAUUUGUCAUGGAAAAAACAACCAAGGCAAUGCAAUGUAAAUAAAAACAAAUCAUGAAAACA
This is a messenger RNA of Girardinichthys multiradiatus, 2743 nucleotides long. RefSeq names its product dopamine receptor D3 (gene drd3). Gene Ontology annotation, molecular function: G protein-coupled receptor activity; dopamine neurotransmitter receptor activity, coupled via Gi/Go. Gene Ontology annotation, cellular component: membrane. Gene Ontology annotation, biological process: adenylate cyclase-activating adrenergic receptor signaling pathway. The record is from RefSeq and is a predicted model, not a curated record. The transcript has 8 exons. Lineage: Eukaryota; Metazoa; Chordata; Actinopteri; Cyprinodontiformes; Goodeidae. The coding region runs from base 531 to 1901 and encodes 456 amino acids.